This is a messenger RNA of Ixodes scapularis (black-legged tick), 1067 nucleotides long. RefSeq lists its product as uncharacterized. The coding region runs from base 54 to 1067 and encodes 337 amino acids. The record is from RefSeq and is a predicted model, not a curated record. Lineage: Eukaryota; Metazoa; Arthropoda; Arachnida; Ixodida; Ixodidae. The transcript is spliced from 2 exons.
ACGACACGGUCAGAAAGGAAUCCAGGACAAUUUCUUCUCCCCUUUCCUCGGACAUGAAGCUAACACUAGUCGUCACCGUCUCCAUCUGCCUUUGUCUGCCGUGUCAUGGGGACCCACCAAAGCCGUCGUCGGACGACUUCACACCGAGCUCGCCGCUGUCCAUGCUGAGAAAGGCCAUUUUCGGAACCCGUGCUGCGGAAGAGUUGUUCAUCAGCCGUGUGGCCUCUGCAACCCAACGACUUGCCGCCGUCGUGAGUAAUCCCGCGGUCACCAGGGCACUGCGAAGGUACUACGUCUCGCUGCUCCGCAGUCCUGAUUUUAAGGGCCUCGUUAAGUCCAUCGAUGCCGGGGUCCCGGGCGGAAAAAAGCCGAACGCCACCCUGACCUCAAGCCAAAAGACGAGCGCAUCUAAAAGUACGCGUGCUCCGACAAGACCGACAUCGACAACGAGCACGCCUGCUCCGACAAGACCGAUAUCGACAACGAACACGCCUGCUACCAAGAAGAUGACUAACGAGGUAAAAACUACGACAUCGCAAACUGAGUACAAGUACUACUUCGACCCCGAGUUGGUAACCCUGCCAGGACGCUCGAUUGCGGAAAGUACCGUUGCGUCGCUCGUCGGCACGCAUAGGUACAAGCAUUACUACGGUCCCAAGAUGGCGUCGAAGCCGCAGAGUGACGUCCGCAACCAUGUGGAAGACGGUGGACCGUUGGGGUUCAAGCACCAUGAGAAGUUCCAUAGGUCGCGACGGACGAUCCACGUGCGGCACGUCGGAAGUUACAUAGAUGCGAUCCGUUGGGACGACGUGGACAGCUGCGUCUCCUACCUCGUCUGCGAGAUGUCCCGUGUCCCAUGGCGCUACGGGUCCUUCGGAGUCAAGGUUGAACGUUUCUUUAGGUACCCCGUCUGGGACUACGGAUCCUCGGCGUCUCACUACGCCUCCAUGGCACGCCACGGACGUCGGCUGGGCGGUUGCCGGGGACGCAUCACCAGCUGCCGUCGACCCCUCGGACCCAUGGUGCAAGAGGGCAACAUGGUGGUUCAUCGACGCGGCGGGUUCUGA